CGGCAGAAAAAACAGUGUCACUCAGCAAACUUCUGCUAGAUGAGAAGAGGAUAAAGUUGGUGCUGUUUCCUUGCCUGGCAGGAGAAGGCAGUGGCCACAAUGAGGGUGCAGUUUAUCACCUCCCUUGUAGGCUUUUGCUGGCUCAUCUGCCUCAAGGAGACUCAUUUCUCCAAUGCGGAUAAAAAUGAAUGCCAGCUGCAAGCCCUGCCCUGUGGCCCGAACGCCAUGUGCUUUGAUACGGCCGUACAUUUUUCCUGUAUCUGUCUACCUGGCUACAACUCUUCUAGAGGAAACGCCUUUCUGCCCAGCAGCGUCGCCCCUCUGAACUGCUCAGAUAUUGAUGAAUGUUCCCAAGACCCAUCGCCCUGUGGUCCCUACUCCAUCUGCAACAACACACCGGGCAGUUACACCUGCAGGUGCCGAGCAGGCUACUUCCCGCCCAGCCCGUCUGAUGUCCGUUUCAGCUGCACAGAUAUUGAUGAAUGUUCCCAAGACCCAUCACCCUGCGGCCUCAACUCCAUCUGCAACAACACACUGGGCAGUUACACCUGCACGUGCCGGGCAGGCUACCUCUCGCCCAGCCAGCCUGACACCCCCUUCAACUGCACAGAUAUUGAUGAAUGUUCCCACAACCCAUCGCCCUGCGGCCCCAACUCCAUCUGCAGCAACACGCUGGGCAAUUACACCUGCACGUGCCAGGCAGGCUACCUCUCACCCAGCCAGCCUGGUGCCCCCUUCAACUGCACAGAUAUUGAGGAAUGUUCCCAAGACCCGUCGCUUUGUGGCCCCAACUCCAUCUGCAUCAAUACACUGGGUAGUUACACCUGCAUUUGCCAGCCAGGCUACCUCCCGCCCAGCCAGCCUGGUGCCCCCUUCAACUGCACAGAUAUUGAUGAAUGUUCCCGCGACCCAUCACCCUGCGGCCUCAACUCCAUCUGCAGCAACACGCUGGGCAGUUACACCUGCAGGUGCCGGGCAGGCUACCUCUCGCCCAGCCAGCCUGGUGCCCCCUUCAACUGCACAGAUAUUGACAAAUGUUCCCACUAUCCAUCAUUCUGCGGCCCCACCUCCAUCUGCAACAGCACGCUGGGCAGUUACACCUGGACCUGCCGGGCAGGCUACGUCCCUCCCAGCCAGCCUGGUACCCCCUUCAGCUGCACAGGUGUUUGCUGGCUCGUCUGCUUCGCGGGGACUCAACAUUUCUCCAGCACUGAUAUUGGGAAUUGCCCCCAGGACUCAUCGCCCUGUGGCAAGAACUCCACCUGCAACAACAUGCUGGGCGAUUACACCUGCAUGUGCCGGCCAGGCUACUUCCUCUGCAGCAAGCCUGACGUCCCACUGCAAUGUGUAGAUAUAGAUGAAUGUUCUCAAAACCCAUCGAUCUGUGGCCUUCGCAGCUUCUGCGUCAACACCCCAGGGAGUCACAGCUGCCGGUGCAAAGCAGGCCAUUCUUCCCCCGGGGGGAACUCCUGGAAACCUGGCGACAACCACACCUUGAACUGCACAGAAAAUGUCAGUGACCAAUUCAAGAGUCUGACAGGAGUCAAUUUAGAAAGCCGGUGCAACACCAGCCAGAACGGAAACCAGAAAAGCAACCCAUUUUGCACCUUAAUAGAAGGUAUCUUAAAGACACAGUCUUCUGCAUUUGGAAAUGGAAGCAACCCAGUAUCACUUCAGGAAGCCACUGCCUCUUUCAAUUCAUUUGUUGGUAGCAUUACCGAGUUGCCACCCAAGGAGAAGGCCUUGGCUGCCAAAGUCAUUCUGAAGAGCGUGGAAUCGGUCGCCUUUGAAGCUGCUCUGGCAAGUCCCACGAACCAGUCAGAGCCCAUCAAAACUGAGAACAUGACCAUCGCAGCCAAGGCCAUUAAGGAUAACUGCAGCAGUCAAGGGGAGAGUAUCUCACUGAAUGCAAAAAACGAAUCGAUGGCCAUUGACUGCACCACGGUCGUCGGCUCCGAUAGCUCAGGCACUGGAGCCGUCGUCUUCAUAGUGUACGACAAGCUGGAGUCCCUCCUAAAGGACAGUGUCAGCAAUCAAAGCCUGACAGGUCCUGAGGGACUGGGAGACGUUACCCUGAAUUCCAAACCGAUAGGUGCUGAGAGACUGGGAGAGGUUACCCUGAAUUCCAAAGUAGUGAGUGGGACCGUUGGGGAACGCAGAAACCUCUCCAGACCUUUCCACUUCACCUUGGAGCAUAAACAGCAGGAAGACGGCUCCUUGAGCAUCAUCACCCACGUGGGCCUGUCCAUCUCCCUGCUGUGCCUCUUCCUCGCCAUCCUCACCUUCCUCCUGUGCCGCUCCAUCCGCAACGUCAGCACCUCCCUCCACCUGCAGCUCUGCCUCUGCCUCUUCCUGGCCGACCUGCUCUUCCUCACCGGGAUGGACACAGUCAAGGAUAAGGGCUGUGCGGUCAUUGCUGGCUUGCUACACUACCUCUUCCUGGCCUGCUUCACCUGGAUGUUCCUGGAGGGGCUGCACCUCUUCCUCACUGUCAGGAACCUGAAGGUGGUGAAUUACACCAGUGCCAGCCGGUUCAAGAAGAGAUACAUGUACCCGUUCGGCUACGGAUUCCCAGCUCUGAUCGUGGCUAUUUCUGCUGCAGCAAAUUCUGAAGGUUACAAAAAUUCCCAGCGUUGCUGGCUUAAAACAGAUAAUGGCUUUCUGUGGAGUUUUCUUGGACCGGUCUGCCUUAUUAUUUUGAUGAAUUGUACAUUUUUUAUCACAACCCUCUGGAUCCUGAGAGACAAAAUCUGCUCCCUCAAUUCGGACGUGUCUACCGUCAAAAACACAAG
Pelodiscus sinensis (Chinese soft-shelled turtle) is the source of this 2792-nucleotide messenger RNA. The record is from RefSeq and is a predicted model, not a curated record. Lineage: Eukaryota; Metazoa; Chordata; Testudines; Trionychidae.